This is a messenger RNA of Triticum dicoccoides, 2873 nucleotides long. Its product is annotated as protein IMPAIRED IN BABA-INDUCED STERILITY 1-like. Gene Ontology annotation, molecular function: ATP binding; RNA polymerase II CTD heptapeptide repeat kinase activity. The record is from RefSeq and is a predicted model, not a curated record. Gene Ontology annotation, cellular component: cyclin-dependent protein kinase holoenzyme complex; nucleus. NCBI's taxonomy places the organism in Eukaryota, Viridiplantae, Streptophyta, Magnoliopsida, Poales, Poaceae. Gene Ontology annotation, biological process: protein phosphorylation; positive regulation of transcription elongation by RNA polymerase II. The coding region runs from base 435 to 2468 and encodes 677 amino acids. The transcript has 5 exons.
CAUGGUGUGAUAGGGGGGAAAACACAAUCGUAUGUCCCUCCCCAUUUUUAUCUUCUCUUGGCUCAAGGCCAGCACAAGGAAUUAAAGCAAAAGGGGGGACAGACAGACUGAGGAGGGCGAGGAGGAAGAAGAGGAGAAAAGCCCAAUUAAAGGCAGCUGCAGCAAGGCUGGCCUUGGUGGUGGUGGUGGUAAUCUAGAUUUCCUUUCUAUCUUUAGGAGGAGAGGUAGCCGCUUUGGAUUUGCGCAUUUGCAUUGCUCGUGCCUUGUGGAGAGGAGGCAGAGGAGACAGGGCGGGAGGAGGAGGAGGAGGAGGAGGAAGAAGGUGGGGGGCGCCAAAGCAGAGGAGCCCUCCCCUGUUUCUUGCUCCUCCCCCUGGUUGGUUCUUGCUCCUCCCCUCGCUUCUUUGUUUCUUUCUUGGUCGACGGCACGGAGCCAUGGGGUGCGCCGUGUCCAAGGGGGCGUCGCUAGGGUCACCGGGGUACGAGGUGUCGUCGGCGUCGGGGUACGAGGUGGUGCCCGGGAGCGCGUCGGCGUCGGCGUCGGCGUCGAUAUGGAGCAGGCCUGUGCGGCGGGAGGCGCUUGAUCUUGGCGGGGAUGGGGAGGAUGACGAGGGCAAGGGCGCGCGCGGCAACGUCGUCGGUGGCACGGCUCGGCUGGGGAACCUGCACCGCUACAUCGAGUGCGAGCAGGUGGCGGCCGGGUGGCCGGCGUGGCUCAGCGCCGUGGCCGCCGAGGCCGUGCAGGGCUGGGUCCCCCUCAAGGCCGAGAACUUCGAGAAGCUCGAGAAGAUCGGGCAGGGCACGUACAGCAGCGUGUUCCGCGCGCGGAGCCUUGAGACGGGCCGCCUGGUGGCGCUCAAGAAGGUGCGGUUCGACAGCGUGGAGCCGGAGAGCGUGCGCUUCAUGGCGCGGGAGAUCAUCGUCCUCCGCCGCCUGCAGGGCCACCCCAACGUGAUCGGCCUCCAUGGCCUCAUCACCUCCCGCUCCUCCGCCUGCAUCUACCUCGUCUUCGAGUACAUGGAGCACGACCUCGCCGGGCUCGCCUCCUCCCCCGACCUCUCCUUCUCCGAGCCCCAGAUCAAGUGCUACAUGCGGCAGCUGCUGGCGGGGCUGGAGCACUGCCACGCGCGCGGGGUGAUGCACCGGGACAUCAAGUGCGCCAACCUGCUGGUGAGCAGCGACGGCGUGCUCAAGGUCGCCGACUUCGGCCUCGCCAACGUAUUCUCCAACUCGCCCACGCAGCAGCCGCUCACCAGCCGCGUCGUCACGCUCUGGUACCGCCCGCCGGAGCUCCUCCUGGGCGCCACCGCCUACGACCCCUCCGUCGACCUCUGGAGCGCCGGCUGCGUCUUCGCCGAGCUGCACGCGCGCCGCCCCGUCCUCCAGGGCCGCACCGAGGUCGAGCAGAUCCACAAGAUCUUCAAGCUCUGCGGCUCGCCGCCCGACGCCUACUGGAACCGCGCCGGCAUGUCGUCCAACGCCUCCGUCUUCCGCUCGCAGGCCCCCUACGAGAGCCGCCUCGCGGAGACCUUCGGCUCCGCCAUGCCCGACGCCGCCUUCCGCCUCCUCGGCGCCCUCCUCUCCGUCGAGCCCGCAGAACGCGGCACAGCCUCCACCGCCCUCGCCUCCGACUACUUCUCCACGGAACCGUACGCAUGCGAGCCGUCAAGCCUGCCCAAGUGCGCGCCAAACAAGGAGAUGGACGCCAAGUUCCGGGAAGAGUCCAGGAGGAGGAACAACGCGCCGCCGACGGCGAAGCGGCUGUCAAGGGCGCACAAGAGCAUGCAGGACACCAGCCAGAGGCAUCACAGCCACGUCCACGCCGAAGAGUCGCUCCCCCUGGAAGUCGACGGCGGCCUGCGGCCCGAGCCGGCGACCGUUAGCGAGCGCCACGACAACGAUGCCCCGCAGCCGGAGCCGCCGUGCACUAGGCAGACGCCCUGCAGCUGCCAGGAGGAGGAGGACGCGCCGGCGCCGACGCGGCUCCCCGACCACCUCGCUCUCUCCGGCGGCCCCGUGCAGCUCGCCGCGUCCACCGGCUUCGCCUGGGCCAAGAAGCCCAGAGUGCCGGACGCGGCGACGACCAAGAGGAGCGCUCCCAGGGGACCAAGAAGUACCAACACCGACGGAGGCGACGCCGCAAGCGCAAGAACGACGGCCAGCGCCACCACAGGUCCAUACGAGGCGGAGAAGCAGGAGAUGAUCAAGCAGUGGGCGCAGGUCGCAGAGGCGUUCACCUCAUCCGAAGCCUACAACAGCAGGUCCACCAGGGAGCCAUUGGACGCCAAGCAGCUCAAGACCAGCAAGAAGCACAAGGGGAAGAUGAAGAGGGUGGACUACUCAGGGCCGUUGCUCUCGGAGCCGCGGCGCGUCGACGAGCUCCUGCAGAGCCACGAGCAGCGGAUCCGGCGAGCCGGCCGCCGCCGGUCGUGGUUCCACAAAGGAAACAAGAGGGAGCAGCAGCACUGAGACUGAGACUGAGACCGAGGGAGAGGCACACACGCCAUGAUCACACAUGCUAGACCCCGUAUAGAAGGCUCGAAUUUUUUUCACCCUUGACUCUUGCGGCAAUUGAACUGUUUGCUGAGAAAUUCCUACGUUUCAAACGGAAUGGUUACCAUGCAUUCAGUUCAGGCUUCUGUAUAGCAAGAUUGUAUAGAGCUGCAGAUCACAAUAACGCAUCUAUGCACUGUAGCGUCCACCUGUUGUCACCUCCCAUCUCCUGCCUUCUUCCAUUCCAUCGCUAGGCUAGCUCAGCCGGUUGUGCCUUGCUAGUGCCCUUUUUAUUUUUUUCAUGAAACGAUAGAAAACACGCCCUGCUGAUGCCUGGGAAUUGAGGCAAAUGCUGCACUGGUUUGUGCUUUGCUCACUUCA